CAAUCAUGCUCUCACGCAUCAUCAUCAGACCUUGCUUUCUCCAAUUGCGCCUCUCAUCUGUCCCCUCUUUUUGGCAAAAUUCCACUUUUAACCAAAAUUGAAAAAACCAAUUAAAAAUUAUAUCUUUCUUUCGCUUUCUUCUCUCUCGUUAUCGCUGUAAAUAAGUUUCUUUCUGUGGGGGCUCAUGGAGGUUUGAUCAAUAUCCCCCCAGAAACAAGACUUCUCAUCCUUCAUCAACAACAUUGCACAUUCCUACCUGAAGGAAACACUUUCCAGGUGCUGUAGGGGGCGUAUUGAUUCUUUCUGGGAUAAUACCUAUUCGGGGUUUCUCAUUCCUCCUCCAAGGAAUAUUUGGAACUAGCUGCUCGAUUCAUCACAUUCUAAGGGUUUCUCUUGGCAGAUCCGGGAUACAACAAAAAUUCAUCGGAAGAGACUGAUCGGCUUUGACCGUUACAACCAUUUCGUUUGGGGCUCUCAGAAACCUCGUUGGAGUUGUUGGUAGUUUGGUAACAAGGAAGAAUCUCUGCGCAGACAUGUCGAUUUCAGUUGAGUGAUUUCGGAUUGAUUGAGGUUUGACCUACCUUUUUGAGGAUAUCUAAUCGUUCUGACGUGAAGCAUAGGACCCGUUAUGAAUCUGAUUCUUAAACGGGGCUGAUUUGCUUAAGAGGGAGCCAUGAGGUUUCUAAGCCUUGUGGGGAAUUCUUUCGGCUGUUCAGCCUCUGGGGAGAGAUUGGUUUCUGCAGCAAGAGAUGGCGACAUUCAAGAGGCCAAAGCCUUAUUGGAAUAUAAUCCUCGUCUUGCGAGGUAUUCCACUUUCGGAGUUCGCAAUUCCCCUCUGCAUUACUCUGCAGCUCAUGGCCACCACGAGAUAGUGUAUCUCUUGUUGGAAUCUGUUGAUAUAAAUCUCAGGAACUAUCGGGGUCAGACUGCCUUGAUGCAAGCUUGUCAGCAUGGUCACUGGGAGGUGGUACAGAUCCUGAUUCUGUUUAACGCCAAUAUUCAUAAAGCGGAUUAUCUUAAUGGAGGUACGGCACUGCACUUGGCUGCUUUAAAUGGCCAUUCCAGGUGUAUCCGUCUUCUCCUUGCAGACUACAUACCCAGCAUCCCUGACUUUUGGGGUAAACUACAGAGGGGCGAUCAUAAAUCGAUCCCAGACUUUGAUGAAAGUGGUCUUCACGAGGCAAUUAACAGAACUUCUGAUGGAGGGAUCACUGCUCUGCAUAUGGCAGCAUUGAAUGGCCAUGUUGAAAGUGUGCAAUUACUCUUAGACUUGGGAGCUUCUGUGUCUGAGGUUACUGUAGAGGACGGGACUACAAUUGAUCUAAUUGGUGCCGGUAGCACUCCCCUCCAUUAUGCUGCGUGUGGUGGGAAUGCACAAUGCUGUCAACUUUUGAUUCUCAAAGGUGCCAGUCUAACUGCUGAAAAUGCAAAGGGUAUAUGGACCCCCUUGAUGGUUGCUCGUUCAUGGCAUAGAAAUUGGCUCGAGAACAUGUUGACCAAUGGACCAGAAGAAGACUUGCAAGUUCUUCCUUCGCCAUAUUUAUCUCUUCCACUUAUGAGCAUUGUGAAAAUUGCUAGAGAAUGUGGAUGGAGGGUUGAAACAGCAGCACCAUGUUCUGAUCCAUGUUCUGUUUGUUUGGAAAGGAAAUGUAUGGUAGCUGUAGAAGGUUGUGACCAUGAGUUCUGCACACAAUGCGCCUUGUAUCUUUGUUCAACAAACUCGGCUUCAACAACGAAUCAAGGACCACCAGGCUCAAUUGCGUGUCCACUUUGUCGGCAUGGCAUUGUGUCAUAUGUCAAGCUUCUAGACACAAGACCGUUGGUGAAGGAUGUCUCGAGGAUCACGAACUUGUCCCUAGCGUUCUGCACCUGUUCCAGCGAGAUAUUGGAGCCGGAGGAGGAGCCGACCAACAUGAAAAUCCCAUUUUGCAAACCAACACACCGAGUUUCCCACUCUGCAUCAUUUCGCUCCCUAAGCUGCCAGAAGUUCCCUUCAUUCAAACUCAACUCAAGCCUGUGCUUAGGAGCUGAUGUUAGCUCCUCGGUGGUUCCUAACCGGAGUCUGAGGAGCCACUCACCUCGAUGUUCCGGUUCUGGUUUUAGAAGAACAUCUUCUGCCCAAGAGGGAAGAAAGUCAUCAUCUUGGUUUUGUUCACUGAAUCAGUCUGUUGCCACUGGAGAUGGAUGCUGAUUUCGUUUUGGGUCUCUCUUUUCCUUCAUUUGUUCCACAAAUUUUAGCAGUGCCCAGCCUAAGAGUCCUUUAAAGCCCCAUUAUGCAAAGUUCCAAACCUCUGUUGAUAGUCCAUAUUGGCUUGUAAAUACAAUACCACCCAUUUGUUCAGCAGAGAAAAAAGUGCUUCUUUUUUCGACAAAGUUCACUCACAAGUUGAGGAUGAAUUUACGUAGUGCGGAGAAGUUGUUCAGAGUGUGUUACAUGUGCAUGUGGUGUUUGCCAUGUGAGAAACCUCCUGGUUAGAUGCAUCUUAUAUAUAUAAUUCUCUCACAGCCAUCUUCUGCAAAUUUCUGUGGUGGUCUUCAAGACUAUGUCAAAAUUACAGCGCAUAUAUUUUUUUUUUGGGGUUUGUUACCAACAAUUUCUUCUAAAUUAUCACUAAAGCUUUUUGCUGUUUAGGAUUAAAACACGCAAAUGCCAAAGAUGUGCAUUCGCGGUACUCUGAAGAACUCUGUGUCAAGCUUAGCAUAUUGAAGUCUAUCUGUAAAUUUUUACCAUGUUACAAUCUCAAAGUGUUACUUUAUCUGAAA
Molecule: messenger RNA, 2763 nt
Organism: Prosopis cineraria
Lineage: Eukaryota; Viridiplantae; Streptophyta; Magnoliopsida; Fabales; Fabaceae
Product: E3 ubiquitin-protein ligase XBAT32
Molecular function (GO): protein binding
Source: RefSeq, a predicted model, not a curated record